UACAGAGUUGUGAGAAUAUUGAAUGAAGUGUUUUUACGUAUCAGCUGUAACGUUGUUAUUUUUUAUUCUGGGAGCGCUGUUCAGCAUUCUAUUAGUGUCAUAGUUGAUAAACUAAUCAACACAAGUAUCGGUGAUGGCGUAUUUAACCAUUUGUGUGCGUUCUUUGUAUAAAUGUAUUGGUCAAACAGUAAAGUAGAACUUGGACCUGAGGCUUUGUGCUAAUACAUAGUAAUAUUUCUAUUAGUAAUACUAUGGCAGUUAGUUUUUCUGCCAGGACAGUCACUUGUGCAUAAGCUGUCUGUUCCAGCUUUAGCCUGCAAUGUGGGUAUCACUUAGCUCGUGCCACAUCACAAUCUAGAAGCUGGUUAUUAUUGAAAUGUUUGUGUAAAUCGAACGUUGCCACUGGUGUUGGUAAUGACCCGCUGGGUAUAAAUAUGGAUGAAUUAUCAGCAGGAUCAGCUCUUGUGAUGUAUUUAUUCUUCUGUAUCCUAACAUGAGCCUUGCAUCUAAUGCCACAGUUGAGAAGAGUAGCACAACAGAUAAUCUACAACAGUUAACUCUGAACAAGUGCCUUAAUGACAGACUACAAGAGAGCAUAUGCUUUGGAGAGCUAGCAGAACUCAUUUCUGCUAGUUUAGCUGACAUGAGUUCUUUGUCUGUCAAGCCAGAAAAGUGUGCCAUAAUCCAGGAAACUGUCAGCCAGAUCCACAGAAUCCAAAAACAAGCUACAGGUGAAAGUGAUGAACUUCAAGAAAGUGAAGUAUCUUCAAGUAAUUCCAGCAUUUUGAAUAGUGAAAUCCUUGGCCCUUUAUUAUUAGAGGCUCUUGACGGCUUUCUUCUUCUUGUUAACACAGACGGAAAGAUAGAAGUGGUAUCAGAAAACAUCAGUUAUUUCUUAAAGUACACCAAGGAUGAUCUUGUGGGGAAAAGUAUUUACAACAUAAUCCAUGUGGGAGAUCAUGCCAGAUUCAGUAGUAACUUGUUACCAAUGUCAAUAGGUAAUGGGUUUAGCUGGAACACGGAGCCUGGCAUAGGUACAAGUAAAAGUCGUACUUUUAAUUGCCGUUUCCUAAUUAAAGCUCUUGAAGAUCCUGACGAGAGUAUGGAAGAAAAACAGACACGUGUAUCUCACUAUGAGAGCAUGCAGAUCUCCACUGUACUCCUACCUCAUCCUGCUGAACAUUCAGAUAAUUCAGAAGCUGAGGCUACGGAUGCACAAAACUUUUUGUUUUGUGUGGCCCGUCGAAUCCCUUCAAAUGAACAGAAUCAAGGCUCACCUGGUAUAGAACAGUUUACAACAAGGCUAGACAUGACAGGCAAGAUCUUAGCCAUUGAUACUAGUGGAGUGUCUUCAACAUACAGUCAGUAUCUUAAUAAAGAUCUAGUAGAAAGAAUUAUCCAAGGACUGUGUGACCCUAAAGAUCUUCAUAAACUGAACCAGCAUCUUAAAGAAACCCUUCAGGUUGGCAGCAACACCAGUGGCAUUUAUCGAUUAAGAGUUGCUCCAGAAAAGUACAUCCACGUCCAAACAAGAAGUAAACGAGUUGCCUGCAAUCCUUUGACGAAUGAACAGGAAUUUGUUAUGGCAACACAUUCAAUUAUUAGAGACCCUGACUUUCCAAAUGUUAGUCAACGGAAUGGUACUCCUUUUAUCAGUGGAAAUUCUUCCCCAUCCAGUAGCAUGGGCACCGGUGUAUAUACUUCUCCUACCACUUUGAGUGCUGUAGUUAGUGGGCCUUCUUCUAGCUCCCUUUAUUCCAGCCUUACCUCAUUGCCUUCAUCCUCUCAUGAAAUCAGCUUUGAUGAUUUUGGCUUUGAACUUUUCUCUUCAUCAAACUGGGAAAUAUCAUCAGGAAAUGACAGGGAAGUAUUGUCCUCAAGCAAUACUGUUCCAAGUUCUUCCCCAGUGACUACUGCCAGUAGUGAAAGUAAUGUUAGGGUGACUUUGAGUGCAGUUCAGCAGGCCCAGUUAUCUACCAAUGUCUUGUCAACAGAAAUUUUACCUGUAGCCCACUCUCCAGCCCCUCAGAUGACUUCACCAAGUAAUGCUGGGGUUGGCAGAGUAACUCCACUUAGUACAUACACAUAUAGUUCUCUUCAGGGUUCACCUUCAAGUGGAAGAGCAACUCCUGUGUUAUCAGAGCUGAAGAAGGUGGAAGAUGAAUUGUGUGUUAUUUCAGACGUUAACUCUGUUAACAGAGACAUUUCAUUAAUAACUUUUUCAGAGCAUCACACUCCAGCUAGAACUAAUCAUCCAAAACUCAGAAAUGUAUUAACUCAGGGUGUUGAGGACAGAAAGUCUUCUGCUGAAGUAACUUUCUUUUCAAAAAUGUUUGGUGAUGAUGGUAGUUCCCAAAGCAGUAACAAUAUAGGGUCAGAAAAUGGUUUAGUAAUGAAAGGAAUGUCUAUAGUUACAGGUGAUGAAAGCUCCAAUACUUCAUCAAAAAAUGUAAUAUUACGGGAACUCUUAAAUCAGGAUGAAGAUGCCAUAUCUGAAUUCAAACCUCACUUUUCUAGUGGUGACACUAAAAGUGGAAUGUCUUCUACAGGCAUGGAGAGUCUAAGAAAUGACAUAAGUAAAGCAACUUCUAAAAGGCCUGUGAACAAUAACAACAUGCUUAGAAAGCUCUUAAAUAGUGAAGUGGAGAGUACUCGGAGUAAUCGAAGAUCUCAAGAUAUGUUAAUUCAACAACUGCUCAAAGCAGAAUCUCCAGAAAAAGUUGAAAACUCCGUGUGCGGAGAUACAAACUCUCAGUCCAGUUCUACAGACCAACUGUUGAAGGACUUGUGUAUCAAUUCCAAUCAGUCAUCUAACUCAUCAUCCCUUCCCACUUCACUUAAUGAAGUCUUUAGCUCUCUUUCCAAAAGAAAAUCUGAUGAUAACCCAGAUUCUGGUUUUAACCCACCAUCCAAACGACCAGCUGUUCAACAUCCACAUCUGGCUGGACAGAACCCCAUGUUAGCUUCUAUGCUGGCCCAGACUCCCAAGACAGAACCAUCUGUCCCCACCACCAUUGCAAAUUCAAUCAUGUCUCAGCUACCCCAAGACCGGCUGCCUAAAAACCUAGAGAAGAAACUUAUUCAAACACCCUGUACAGUCAUGACAUCUGCUUCCUCCAAUAGCUCAACACAACAAGGCACUGGCCACACCAUCUCUACAAACCACUCCCUGCAUCCCCAGGAUGUGGUUGCUGUAGACCCUCAAGGACAGGUUGCUCCUAGUCACCAUCCAGUUAACACCCUAAACCUUAACCAGAGACAGACUGCUCAGACUCAACCUCACCAACAACAACACCAGGGAUUUCUUAGUCGCAUACUGAACAGUUCUGAUGGCUCUCAGUUGACAAGAGUGUUGGCAGCUGCCUCAGCAAGUGCUACAAGUUCAAAUCAAUCCAUACAAAAUACAUAUAGCCACUACCAGUUACCCAGUCAACUUGCCCAACAAACAACUAAGUCCAUAACCCUUUCAGACUUGCUUGCAGAUGUCAGUUCUUUUGAUUCUGUGGUUGGAUUAACAGCCCAGAGCCAGACUUCAGACCCAAUGUUAUCACAAAUACUGGAUGAGGUUUGGAGCAUGCAACAAGAGAUGGAGCCAUCACCAAUAGAUGAUAACAUGAUACGUAAGAUACUGGAUGAAGUAUUUGAACAACCUUCAGGAUCCUCCUCCUCAGGAAGCAUGCCUUCCAACAAUCAACCAGUUAAAACUGUACAUGAUGUUCAUGAGAAACUUGCCAUUAGUGCUAUUCAGCAACAGUUGAUGAGUUAUGAGAUCUCAACUAGCAGUACUACAACCACCUCCCAUGUUGCUGCUCCUGUGCACACCCAAACUUCUGGUGAGGCUUUAGGAGUUCUUACUCCUUCAAACACAGUUGUCAGCUUUUCUUCCCCAAACUACCCAUCUGCACCCUCUAUGUCUACUUAUACCAGUGGAGCUCAGAAUGGACUUAGAGUACGGGGCCAAAAUCCUGGAACUCCAAUUAGUGUGCAGCAAUGUGUUUCCCUGGGAAACUUCCAGCACCCUAUUUCUGGAGGAGGAUUUACUUCUAGCCUGUCACCUGAGGUGUAUCACAAACUUCUGGAACGCAGACAGAAGAUGCUUCAGCACCAAAAACGCUUACGAGUACAACAACAACAAAAACAGAUAGUUACAGAACCCCUGACAUCAGCAUCAUCAUCAGCAUUAAGUGAAAACAUGAAUGACUUGUUGAACAACACUGUGGCACCCAAUGUCACACUUCAGCGUUUCAACAGUGUCCCGGAUCAGCAACUGUCAUCGAGAUACAAUGCCAGUUUAUUAGGGCAGACCAAUCAGUCACAAGUGUCUCCUGGUCAACAGUCUCCAUACUCUCCACUUUCUCAGCAGCCUUUCCCAAGUCCAAGUCCACCAGUUAGUAACAGUUUUUCCCAGCACAGACUUCCUUCCUAUUCCUCAUCUACUAUACCAGUUACAGGAGGAGGGCCACACUCUCCCCAUCUUCAAGCACUUUCCUCACAGCCUCAGUGGAACCAAAGAAAUGUAUCAAAUUCUGUUCAACAUCAGAACCCUAUGUUGAAUGCCCAGUUGUCACAGAAUUUAUUGAAUGGUCAGGGCAGGUUUGUUGCGCAAGCAAGACAGGUGCAAGUACAAUCCAUGCCCAGUCCAAACUCUAUCACCAAUCAGAGAAACUUGCGUUUUCCUCGACCAUCAGAUAGUCAGUUUCAGCCACAGUCUCCUGGUCACUUUUAUCAGCAGGCACCACAAGCCCCUCCAAAGCAACAAAGAAUGCAAAGAGCACUUUCUGUACCAGGAGCUGUGAACUCUCCAAGAACACCACAGGGUGGCUUUGUGGGUAGUGAUCAAAUUGUAUCAUCUCAAGCUCAGAUAUCUCCUGGCUACACAAAUCAGCUAACUCCUGGAAAUAAUUAUACACCUACGAGUGGAACCUCAGAAAUAUCUCGCUUUUCUUUCGAUCAGCAAAGCCUACAGAUGUAUGGUUCAAGCUCAAUAGAGAGUAGAGGGCAAGGAACAGGAAACAGUACAGGAGGAAUGACAUCAGAAUAUGUUAGACAAGAAUUAAGAGCUAUGGUAGGUGCAAAAACCCAGCAGCAGCAGGCACAGAGUCAACAACUUCACCAGUAUUCUCUUAGUGGAGGAAAUAACUCUGGGGUGUCAGCAUCCACACCCAGUCAGCAGAUAUUUAACCAAGUAGAGUUGGAUGCACUUGUUUUAUCCCUCGAUAUUGGAACAGUAGGUGAUGGUUCUCCUGGAUCUCCAAGACUAUUUCCAUCUCCAUUAGGAAGUUCUGUAUCUCGAGUUACCAGUCACAGCCCGAGGGGUGAAGAACCAAAGCCCACUGAUCACACAAAGAGUUUACUUCAGCAGCUCUUACAACACACACCAGAACCUUGUUAAGGACAUGUACCAAAUCUUUUCAACUUGAGCGUGACUUUCAGCUGGAAAAAUAAUGAGAGUUGCUACAAAUCGCCUGAGAAUGUGGUUGAACUACGGCUUAACAUUUGUGUGAAUAAACGUUUAGAACUAUUAUCAACUCACCUCAGAAUUGUGGUGGAAACUUCAUCCUAAAGGUCUCAAUCAUGGAACAUAGGGGAUCUUUGUUAUAUAUGUGUUUGUUUACAUUUAUGUAUACAUACAUAUAUGUAUAUGUAUAUUUCUGGGAUAAUCAACUGUAGAGUAACCAUACAAAAAAUAGAAGUUGACACAAACUAGGAAUAUUCUUCUUCUCACCUGUUUGUCUGGAGACAUCAUUAGUUUUUAACACACAGAAAGGAAGGAAUUCUGACAAUAGGAGGCAUCUAUUGUCCACAAGAAGAAUGUAUCACUUAAGACUAGCUAUGUGAAGUUUCACCUAACAGUUCACCUUACAAAGACAAUGAAAUAAAAUAAUUGAUAAGGUUUUUGUUGAUUUGUAUGUAAUUCAUAAUUAUGAUUAUAUAAACUCCACACAAUGAACAGGAUCUUAGUUAGAAUGUGUAAUACUAAGGUUUCAGUAACAAUUUUUUUAACCUAUAAGAAAAAAAUUUAACUUCUAAAGUCACAAGCUUGCCACAUUGAGUUUUCAAAAUCUGAUGGUUAUAAAUGUAAAGAUGUUUUUGAUUGUUAGAGCUAAGAAGUUUGUUUUCUGUGCCUUUAGCAUCUGUGUAAGUGAAACAUACAGAAAAAACACAUAUAUAUAUAUAUAUAUAUCUCCCAAAUUAUAUAUUUUUAUAUCAUAUUAGAUAAACUUUGUUGAUGUAUUCAAAAGGUCAUUAUUUUAUU
Limulus polyphemus (Atlantic horseshoe crab) is the source of this 6256-nucleotide messenger RNA. Its product is annotated as nuclear receptor coactivator 2-like. The transcript has 23 exons. Gene Ontology annotation, molecular function: protein dimerization activity; nuclear receptor binding. NCBI's taxonomy places the organism in Eukaryota, Metazoa, Arthropoda, Merostomata, Xiphosura, Limulidae. Gene Ontology annotation, biological process: positive regulation of transcription by RNA polymerase II; cellular response to hormone stimulus. The coding region runs from base 494 to 5392 and encodes 1632 amino acids. The record is from RefSeq and is a predicted model, not a curated record. Gene Ontology annotation, cellular component: nucleus.